Molecule: messenger RNA, 1719 nt
Organism: Trichomonas vaginalis G3
Lineage: Eukaryota; Parabasalia; Trichomonadida; Trichomonadidae
Product: poly ADP-ribose polymerase family, member PARP family
Exons: 1
Coding region: 1-1719 (572 amino acids)
Molecular function (GO): NAD+ poly-ADP-ribosyltransferase activity
Source: RefSeq, a predicted model, not a curated record
AUGUCUGAUGAGGGAGAAAUAAUAAUAGUAGAAGAAGAAGAAGUAUAUGAAGUGGUUGAAGAGGAGGAAGAAAUAUAUGACAGCUCCAGCUCAGAAUUAGUAGAAAUAAUCUCAGAAACUUCUCAUGUAGAUAUGAAAGUCGUUCUCUUCAGAAAUAUACUCACUAGGACUCGCAAUGUCACAAACAAUAUAUUGUCUGAUUCAAAUGAUUCAGGAGAAAUCAUUUUAGUUCUUCCAAGUAAUAUUUUACCUCUUGCCUUUAGAGAAUCCUACUUUUUCACAGACUGUAACAUCGCAAAUAUUAACAUUAAGCUUAAAGAUUACAGCUGGGACCAACAACCUGAAAUUUUAGUUCAAAAUUCAAAAUAUGGAUUUCAAUUUAUUGGAUAUCGAUUGAUGAUGGAAGUUAUAGAAAACUUCUUUAAGCCGAACUUCAAACCACGCGAAUUUUACAAGUCUGCCGCUUACGUAAUUAAACCUGUUAUAGAUUACACAAAAACAGAAGCAUUCAACAAAUUAACUAUGGAGAAAUAUGAUAGCUCCGUUGUGCAGUGCACAUUAGGCUUCUUUCAAGGCGAUUUUGACAAAGCAAGGAACGCAAUUAGAAUUGGCCAAUUUAGUAAGAAUGAUACAAAGUUCCAGAUGCCAUUUAAACUAGAAGAUUGUCCAUUGAUUUAUUUAAUCCUCGAAAUGUUGGAAAUUUACUUUGAUUUCCAAGAUCACUGCUGCAGAUGCCUGAAACCACUUAAUUUCGUUACCAUUCGUCCUACAACAUGCACAGAUUGCGAUGCCAAGCCAUUCCAGCCUGCAGAUUCCAACUUACUUUUCGAAAUCCAAAGAGAUCCAUACGCCGCUGACUUAUUGAUCAGUGCCUUCGCAAAUGGCUGCAAUUUCAUGGACCCACGACCACCACCACGUAUCUUUAACUACCUAUUUCCCAAUUACAAGUUCGAUGAAACGAGAUUUAACGCAGUUUUCAGGGAUUUGCUUGGUGUUAAUGAAAUGGCGACAAAAGCAUCAGAAGCAGACCUAUAUGAGUUCCUUGUUCUGCGUAAUAAUGAACCAAAUAAGCAAUUUUACGAAGAAUACAAACAUAUUCCAUACGAAAUCGUAAGAUGGAUCAUUUAUUCGAACAAGAACCAACUCAUAUCCUUACAAGGAAGCCUAAGCGUCUUCAAAGAUGUUGGAAGACAGUUUUUCAUUUUAUCCGCUGAUCAAGAAAAGGAAAGAUUGUUCAAUGAACAGAAGAAAGACAGUAUUUCCCUUUACUUAUUCCACGGAUGCCCAUUCGAUUGCGUUUUCUCCAUUCUUCACAACGGAUUAAAAGUUAUGAGUGGAACACAAAACGAAAGGAACGGCCAAGUGUACGGUAAAGGCAUUUACCUGGCUGCAAAGAGUCAACAGGCACAUGCUUAUAGCAAGGAAAUUAGGAAUAAGUUCAGAAGAAGUAAUAUGAGGAAAUUCAACGUUAUUUUCCUUUGCGAAGUAUUGACAUCUGGACUCAGAGAAACCGAUACUUGCUACGUAACUGAAAACGAGGCAGGAGUGAAGCUCAGAGUUCUGAUAAUUGGAAAUAUGAAUGAAUAUAAUACAAUGGAUAUGUCGAAAGAGAGUUCUACAAGAAUACACGUUCCUGAUUUCAAGGAAAUCUUGGAAUACCGUGCAACAAACGCUGUUAGAAAAAUAUUCAAAAAUGUAGUUGAUGCUGAUGUCGAUUAG